AUGUAUUUGUUGUAGUCACCUAUAAAUUCGCCUUACAUCAUAUGUUUGCACUUUUUCAAUCGUUUAUAGUCUGCGUGCUGUGUACAUAGAUAUAUAAAAAAAACGAUUAGUGCCAUUGGUAAUUAUGGCUCUUAGUACUGUGAAUGAGUUCGUCAGGCGGUCUGCCACGGCUGGUUUUAAUUUAUUGAAGCCCCAUGCCUUGGCAGCUUGUGGUGUUAAGAUCGGAAGCACUAAUAAACCAAACACUCGCGGUGCGGCAAAAUGGUAUCCAGAUCCCGAAUUUAUGCAACAAUUUUCGGGUCCAGUUAUGUAUCCUGAUGAGGUUACUUCUCAGUGGAAACUACCACCAUGGAAUCAUCAAAUUACACCCGUGGAGAAGACUGUGCGUAAUUUGACUCUUAAUUUUGGUCCUCAGCAUCCAGCAGCUCAUGGUGUCUUACGUCUAGUUAUGGAGUUAGAUGGUGAGACUGUAAUGCGCUGUGACCCCCACAUAGGAUUGCUGCAUCGUGGUACAGAAAAACUUAUCGAAUAUAAAACAUAUACCCAAGCAUUGCCUUACUUUGAUCGUUUGGAUUAUGUAUCUAUGAUGUGUAAUGAACAAUGUUACUCUCUAGCCGUAGAAAAGCUGCUAAAUAUUGAAGUACCACUACGUGCUAAAUAUAUCCGAACAUUGUUUGCUGAAAUUACACGCAUCCUAAAUCACAUUAUGGCUGUUGGCACACAUGCUCUUGAUGUUGGUGCUUUGACACCAUUUUUCUGGCUUUUCGAGGAACGUGAAAAAAUGAUGGAGUUCUAUGAGAGAGUUUCGGGAGCACGUAUGCAUGCUGCUUAUAUUCGUCCUGGUGGAGUUUCUUUGGAUAUGCCAUUAGGAUUAAUGGAUGACAUUUAUGAGUUUGCCUCCAAAUUUGCCGAACGAUUGGAUGAAGUUGAAGAUGUUCUUACGACUAACCGAAUUUGGGUACAACGUACUGCGGAUAUUGGCGUUGUUUCAGCCGAAGAGGCUUUAAAUUACGGUUUUAGUGGUGUUAUGUUAAGAGGUUCGGGCAUUAAAUGGGAUUUGCGUAAACAACAGCCCUAUGAUGCCUAUGAUUUAGUGGAAUUUGAUGUACCUAUUGGCACCAAAGGUGAUUGCUAUGACCGUUAUCUGUGUCGUGUCGAAGAAAUGCGUCAGUCCUUGCGCAUCAUUGAUCAGUGCUUAAAUCAAAUGCCCUCUGGAGAAAUUAAAACCGAUGACGCCAAGGUUACUCCUCCAUCUCGUUCCGAAAUGAAGACCUCAAUGGAAGCUCUUAUUCAUCACUUCAAACUUUUCACCCAGGGCUAUCAAGUUCCUCCAGGUGCCACUUAUACAGCAAUUGAGGCUCCUAAAGGAGAGUUUGGUGUUUAUUUAGUUUCCGAUGGCUCCAGUCGCCCAUAUCGCUGCAAAAUUAAGGCGCCUGGCUUCGCCCAUUUGGCAGCUUUAAAUCAUGUUGGAAGACAACACAUGUUGGCCGAUAUAGUUGCUAUCAUUGGUACUCUUGAUGUUGUGUUUGGCGAAAUUGAUCGUUAAUUAUUUUGUAUCUUUAUAAUUUCUACUUCAUUUGAAAAACUUUAAAUGAAUGGGUUAACGAAUGUCUAUUCAAAUUUUUGUUUGUGUUAAAAAAUAUAUACGCAUUUGGAACAUCCA
Molecule: messenger RNA, 1663 nt
Organism: Calliphora vicina (urban bluebottle blowfly)
Lineage: Eukaryota; Metazoa; Arthropoda; Insecta; Diptera; Calliphoridae
Product: NADH-ubiquinone oxidoreductase 49 kDa subunit-like
Exons: 7
Coding region: 125-1546 (473 amino acids)
Biological process (GO): mitochondrial electron transport, NADH to ubiquinone
Molecular function (GO): quinone binding; oxidoreductase activity, acting on NAD(P)H; NAD binding
Source: RefSeq, a predicted model, not a curated record